Messenger RNA from Pimephales promelas (fathead minnow), 1016 nucleotides. RefSeq names its product chromosome 25 C12orf75 homolog (gene c25h12orf75). Lineage: Eukaryota; Metazoa; Chordata; Actinopteri; Cypriniformes; Leuciscidae. The record is from RefSeq and is a predicted model, not a curated record.
CGGCAACUCUAUCAGGGUGGAGGAGAGGACGAAUCAUGUGAGGUCAUCUCUCUCUCUCUCUCUCUCUCUCUCUCUGCAGAAUGAUCGAGGCUGUGUUCAAGGGAGCUCGUGCAUCACAUCAGCGCCGUCCUUCACUCAUCCGUCCUCCAAAGCAGACACGGAAGAAACUGUGUGUACAUGUCAAAAUGGGAUGUGGAAAUUCCUCUGCCACCAGCACGACAGCAGGAGGUCCAGAAGCUGUCAAGGAUGUGACAGAAGAACCUUUACCAGAUGAUGAGAAACGAAGGAACUAUGGAGGAGUGUAUGUGGGCCUUCCUGCAGAUCUAACCGCAGUGGCUGCCAGCCAAUCAAAAUCCACACGCAAAGACUGACUCCAGAUCAAAUGAAACUACAAAGCAACGGCCUCUUUAGAAUUCAAGCUGUGCAGUCGCUGAUUUACGACGGAUAUUAAGAUGUUCGAGGAUCGAGACGUUUUUGGAACUGAAACCAGAACCACUUCGGAAUGACAUCACCGUGACAUCAUACUGGCUGGCGUACAGAAGGGUUCUGUUUGGAACACUGAGCAUUAUUGUGACUCUGAAUGUAGGGACUGUUGCCAUGGUAACCGGCGACCGCCUGACCUCACGCUCCUCACAUCCUGGUAUUUUGGAUUCACCACGGCAGGGCAUUACCAGACACGAUCGACUGUAUGUCUCUGCAAUAACAAUACUUUUUUCUGACGCAUUAAUUAGAUAAGAGGAUCUGAAAAGGGUGGUGUAAGUGUAACCGCUUUGAUUCGACCUGCGCCGAGCGGGAUUCGAUCCAGCGUCUCUGGCAUGGGAGGCCAGGGGUGUAGUGAGGUUUACACACACAUCUCUAACUAGCUUGGAUCUGUUACACUCAUCCCCUAAACCUCACUCCCAUCCGGGUCACGGCACCAAAUGUAACCAGACCUACUUGACCCGCUUUGUGCGGGAUUUGAACCGGCGUCUCCGGCACGGGGAGAUAGAACUGCAGGGCCGCAGAAUUAUACGUCA